This is a messenger RNA of Amphiprion ocellaris (clown anemonefish), 2881 nucleotides long. RefSeq names its product MANSC domain containing 1 (gene mansc1). The transcript has 5 exons. The record is from RefSeq and is a predicted model, not a curated record. Bases 126 to 1688 code for a protein of 520 amino acids. Lineage: Eukaryota; Metazoa; Chordata; Actinopteri; Pomacentridae.
CUCCGCUCACAGCCCCGGCAAGGGGCGAUGGAGGCGGCGCCGAUUAAUCCGCUCCCCGCCGAUCGAACAGGAGACGACUGAAGUCCAGACUGUGGACUGUUGGACCCACAGAGCAGCAGAUUCUGAUGGAGGACGGUUCACCUGUUCAGCCAGGACGUCUUUGUGGAUCUUUGCUCUCCUGCUCUGGAGGUUUUUCUGCAGCCAUGAUGCCUUCGACCUCCCGUCCAUCCUCACCAAUGCUCCGGCUGCUCGUAACCGCCGCCACGUUCCUGAUGAUGAUGUCACAUCCUGCAUCGGCCGCUGAACCGGAGACGUGUUUCUCCAGGCAGCACCAGAAUGCCAUCGUCAACGUCCGCCUGGCCCUCAGCAGAGCCUCCACCACCAUGGACGCCCGGGGGGUCCUGUCUGAGAGGGACUGUGUCCUCGCCUGCUGCUCCGAGGAGGUCAAACCAGGAGCUAAAUGCAACAUGGCUGUGUUCAAUGGCAACAAACAGGCCAGUGACGAGAACUGCUUCCUAUUCCACUGUCCCACGGAGCAGGACUGUCCGCUGACCAAGGCUCCGGACGGCACCAACACCUACGACAUCUACAAAGGUUUGAUUCAUCCAACCAUCGUGAGACCUGCAACCACUACCACUACCACUACCACUACCACCACCAGUCCAACCACCACCAUCAGUCCAGCCACCACCCGUCCAACCACUACUACCACCACCAGUCCAACCACCACCACCAGUCCAACCACUACUACCAGUCCAACCACCACCACUAGUCCAACCACUACGACAACCACCACCAGUCCAACCACUACCAGUCCAACCACCACCACCACAGCAACCACUACUACCACCACCACGCCAGCACCAACUACACCUACAACCACUCAAACUACAACAACCCCAACCACCACCACCAGUCCAACCACCACCAUUCAGGCACCAGCCACCACCACAGCACCUCCACCCAUCAUCAUCAUCGCCACGAUGCCCGUGGUAACCUCAUCACCCACCACUGUUGCUACGACAACAACAACAGCUCCUGCCACCACCAUCAGCAUGAGGAGGCCCAACAAAACCAACAAGAAGCAAAAUAAAAGCACCAAGAAAGGAAAAUUUCAUCUGGUCAGCAGCAGCUCCACGGCUCCCGCUGCCGGGGUAACGGAACACAGAACUACCGGAAAACCACAGCCAGACACUCCAGCUACCACUACUGCUGCUGCUACUACUACUACCACCACAACCACUCCUGCUACUACUACUACUACAUCUCCUACCACUACCAAAACAACUACUACAACUACCACCACCACCCCCACUACUACUACUAGUACUACUAUACCUACCACCACUACAACUACCACCGCCCGUCCUCCCACUACUACUACUACCGCUACUACCACCACUACUACCACUGAACCAUCCACCACCAGGGCAACUCCAGCGGCAGGUCUCCUCAUCGUCCCUAAAGACACCGUCCAGUCAGAUCAUGUCCUCCAGAACUCCAGCGCUGGCCGGGGGAAGGCGGUGGUGGCUCGGGGGGCGCUAAAGAGCGGCGCGGUGGUGCUCAUGGUGCUGGGACUCGCCAUGCUCACGCUGGCCCUGGCUGUCGGCGGCCGCAAGGCGAUGGAGUCCUUCGAUAGACGACAUUACACAAGACUGGAGCUCAACGACCUUCACUAUGAGGUGUAGGAGGAAUCAAACGGACUAGAGUUCAUUUAGGGUUGUUAGUGUCCAUCUGAUAGCCGUCUGGUUCCUUUGUUUACGGCAGAGCUACACACUGCGGUCAUCUGGUUAUACCUUCCAGAAUACUGGGCUGUGAUUGGCCAGAGAGCUCUGAUCUUUGGUUUGUUUCCUUUUAAACAAUCUUCAGAUCUUUGGUUAGUGAUCAUGAUGUAACCUCUCACACCUUAUCUUCUUCAGAUUUUUGUUAAUUAUCAGUAACAGGAAGUUACACGGUGUAAACUACUGAAGCUCCGCCCAUGUUCAGGCUCCGCCUCCCCAACCUAAGUAUAAUGACAUCAUCACAGAAAGUCAACAGCAGCUGGUCUAAAACUGGAAAACUGCAAAUUAAAUUAGAGUAGAAACAACAUUUUGUGGCACGAAAGCGUUUUUAGACACAUUUGUGAAAUGAUUGUUGAAGGAAUUGUGACCACAUUAAUACAGAGGACUAUUAAUGACCAGAAAAAGUGUUUUUAUUUGUGGAUUCACUGCACUUCUGUAGAGGAGGACAUUUUAAACACCUUUAGCUCACAUGUUUUACUCUAUUUUCACAUUAUUUAGCUCCAUGUGGGAUGUAUUUUUAGAGAAUCACACCUCUUAUGUAAUGUUUUGAGCAGCUUUAUAACCUCAGCUUCGACAGUCACUGAACCCUCAGCGCUCCAAGACUUCAGCCGGCGACGGAACCAAGAACUAACAGCAAUAUUUUAAACCUCAGGAAGCCUCUGAAGUGGAGCUGGAGAGCAGAAGGUUUGUGAAUACACUGCAUGUCUUCUCAGCUUCACAGCUUCAGCCAUACGAGCUUGUUCAUGUCAGACGCUCCUCACUGUGGUGUUUCUGUCUUCACUCUGGAUGGAUGCACUCCUGAGAACCGAUGCACUACUGUAUCCUGUGUUUUUGAUAAAUAUGAUCUGCUUCUUUUGUGAUAUUUGAUUGUUUUUCAUGGCUAUGAGGACACUGUGGCUGCACUAUUUUCCUAGAAGCCUGCUGUUUGUUCUGCCCAGCCAGCAGGGGGCAGCAGCAGCCUGGAGGGUUUUUACAUCUUCUUAAUUAAUUACUGGAUGGUUCAUAGUUUGGUCUCGUUUUGUGAAGUGAUGCUUUUGCAUAAGUUUGGAAUUUGAUGUUUUGUUCUUGUAAGAAUAAAAAAAAUGUGAUUUUUGAACAAA